AUGAGCUCAGGUGACAAAACAAAGGGUUGGUCAACCAUACCAUUUAUUAUCAAUGGAAAAGAUGUUACCUCCAAAGCAUCAUUUUCUGUAAAUAACCCUGCCAGCUCUGAAAAGCUCUGGAGUGGUUCAUCUGCUUCAAUCAGCGAUGCAACUGGGGCCGUCGAGGCAGCUCAAGCGGCUUUCGCGUUGUGGUCUCAGACAAAGCCGAGUUUCAGGAGAGACAUUCUGUUCCGGGCUGCAGAUCUCUUCAUUAGCAGAAAAGAGGAAUUGUUCGCCUAUCAAGCCCAGGAGACGGGUGCGGGGCGGCAAUUUAUGGAGAUCAACAUCCAGGCUACGGCGCAGAUACUGAGAGAUAUCGGAGGGAGAAUUGAGACGGCAGUUGAAGGCUCGGUCCCUGCGACGGCCGAGCAGGGGUCUCAUGCCAUCAUAGUCAAAGAACCGUACGGCGUCGUUCUCGCAAUUGCACCGUGGAAUGCCCCAUACGUGCUCGGAGCACGAUCAGUUGCGUUUGCCCUCGCAACGGGAAACACAACAGUUCUCAAGGGUUCCGAACUGAGCCCGCGUGUGUUCUGGGCAAUCGGCGAUGUUUUUCGACAGGCUGGCCUGCCGGACGGUUGCCUCAACGUAAUUUAUCACCGAACGGCAGAUGCCGCUGCCGUGACAGACGCGUUAAUUGCGCAUCCAGCGAUCAAGAAGAUCAACUUUACUGGCAGCACUCUCGUCGGAAGCAUCAUCGCCAGUUUGGCGGGGAAGCACGUCAAGCCGCUUUUACUUGAGCUUGGCGGGAAAGCGAGUGCAAUUGUCCUCAAGGACGCCGACGUGAAAAAGGCCGCGACAAGUUGCGCCGUGGGCGCGUUCAUCCACGGCGGUCAGGUGUGCAUGUCGACGGAGCGCAUUCUCGUGCACAGAUCGAUCAGUGACGAGUUCAGCGCGGCACUCAAAGAGGCGACGCAGGGGCUCUUCGGGCCCGAGAAACCGCCGUUCGUGCUAGUAAAUUCAGCGGCGGUACAGAAAAACAGGGGUCUCAUCGCCGACGCGGUGGCCAAGGGCGCGACGACCCUCCUGGGCGACGCCGAUGCUGCAGAGGACCAACCCACCAAGAUGAGACCCGUCAUCGUCUCCAACGUGUCCAAAGAAAUGAACAUCUACCAUACCGAGUCCUUCGGGCCUACCGUGUCCCUGCUGACCUUUGACACGGAGGAGGAAGCUCUCGCGGUCGCCAAUGACACCGACUACGGGCUCUCGGGGGCUGUAUUCUCCGAGGACCUGAAGGCCGCUAUGAGGGUCGCUAGAAAGUACGAAACUGGAGCCGUCCACAUCAACUCCAUGACCGUGCACGACGAGGCGGCGCUGGUGCACGGCGGGGCUAAGAAGAGCGGCUACGGGAGGUUCAAUGCUAGCCAAGGACUGGCUGAGUUUCUGAGGUACAAGACCAUCACCUGGAGGGAGUAA
This is a messenger RNA of Fusarium proliferatum ET1, 1452 nucleotides long. RefSeq names its product putative NAD-dependent aldehyde dehydrogenases. The transcript is spliced from 3 exons. Gene Ontology annotation, molecular function: succinate-semialdehyde dehydrogenase (NAD+) activity. Bases 1 to 1452 code for a protein of 483 amino acids. NCBI's taxonomy places the organism in Eukaryota, Fungi, Ascomycota, Sordariomycetes, Hypocreales, Nectriaceae. The record is from RefSeq and is a predicted model, not a curated record.